UCCCCGCGCUCCUCUAUCGCUCCCGCCGCAGCCCCGACCUCGCCCGUCCGCCGCGCUCGCCCCCGCCAUGCCGAACAUUGUGCUGUUCAGCGGCAGCUCCCACCACGACCUGUCCCAGCGGGUGGCGGACCGGCUCGGGCUGGAGCUGGGCAAGGUGGUCACCAAGAAGUUCAGCAACCAGGAGACCAGUGUAGAGAUUGGUGAAAGUGUGAGAGGGGAAGAUGUGUAUAUUAUCCAGAGUGGCUGUGGAGAAAUAAAUGACAACUUAAUGGAACUACUCAUCAUGAUCAAUGCUUGCAAGAUUGCAUCAUCCUCCAGAGUGACUGCUGUAAUUCCAUGUUUUCCAUAUGCCAGGCAAGAUAAGAAAGACAAGAAGGGGUCCGUGGAGCGUUGGAGCCGUGCACCAAUCUCUGCAAAACUUGUUGCCAACAUGCUGUCAGUUGCAGGGGCUGACCACAUCAUCACCAUGGACUUGCAUGCUUCUCAGAUCCAGGGUUUCUUUGACAUUCCAGUAGAUAACCUGUAUGCAGAACCUGCAGUCCUGCAGUGGAUUAAAGAGAACAUUCCUGAGUGGAGAAACUGUAUCAUAGUCUCACCUGAUGCAGGUGGUGCAAAAAGGGUUACUUCAAUUGCUGACAGACUGAAUGUGGAAUUUGCUCUCAUUCAUAAGGAAAGAAAGAAGGCAAAUGAAGUGGACAGAAUGGUCUUGGUUGGUGAUGUGAAAGACAGAGUAGCAAUUCUUGUUGACGAUAUGGCUGACACAUGUGGCACAAUAUGUCAUGCAGCAGACAAGUUAAUGUCUGCUGGAGCUACUAAAGUUUAUGCCAUUCUGACUCACGGCAUCUUUUCUGGUCCUGCCCUCUCUCGGAUUAAUAAUGCAUCGUUUGAGGCUGUUGUGGUAACCAACACAAUCCCCCAGGAGGAGAAAAUGAAACAUUGCCCAAAAAUACAGUUUAUUGACAUUUCCAUGAUCCUGGCAGAGGCAAUUCGAAGAACACACAAUGGUGAAUCAGUGUCUUACCUGUUCAGUCACGUCCCCUUGUAACUGCAGGGGAUUACACUGCAUCUUUGCAAAGGUCUCUUAAGCUGACACUGUUUUUAAGUAUGCACAUCAACCAUGAGAAAUCAUCUUUGUACAAUUUGAGAGCUUGUAUGUUUAAUUAUCAUAUUUGUCUUGUAAUUACCAUUUGUUCUUUGUAAAUGGGCAAUAAAUCUCCAUCUUGCAGAAGCCUUA
Messenger RNA from Vidua chalybeata, 1234 nucleotides. RefSeq names its product phosphoribosyl pyrophosphate synthetase 2 (gene PRPS2). Bases 68 to 1045 code for a protein of 325 amino acids. The transcript is spliced from 8 exons. The record is from RefSeq and is a predicted model, not a curated record. Gene Ontology annotation, molecular function: ribose phosphate diphosphokinase activity; magnesium ion binding. Gene Ontology annotation, biological process: purine nucleotide biosynthetic process; 5-phosphoribose 1-diphosphate biosynthetic process; ribonucleoside monophosphate biosynthetic process. NCBI's taxonomy places the organism in Eukaryota, Metazoa, Chordata, Aves, Passeriformes, Viduidae. Gene Ontology annotation, cellular component: cytoplasm; ribose phosphate diphosphokinase complex.